AUGACCACGGAGACUUUUGCAGAGUUCCUGAAUAAGCUCAAAGAGAUCCAUGAGAAAGAGGUCCAAGGUCUGCAAAGCAAGCUGACGGAGCUGACGACGGAGAAGUGCCGGGAUGCUCAGAGAAUCGAAGAGUUGUUUGCUAAAAAUCACCAGUUAAGGGAACAACAGAAGGCCCUUAAAGAAAAUGUAAAGGUGUUAGAAAACAGGCUGCGAGCGGGUCUCUGCGACAGAUGCAUGGUCACCCAGGAGCUGGCAAAAAAGAAGCAGAAUGAGUACGAGACCUCCCACUUCCAAAGCCUGCAGCACAUCUUCAUCCUCACUAACGAGACAAACCGCCUGAGGGAAGAGAACAAAACUCUCAAGGAAGAACUGAAGAGGCUCCGGGGCCUGGAGGACAGGGCAAAGCAUGCAGGAGUCACCUCCAGAGAGAGCAGCUCUACUCCCAGCUCUCCUUUGCCUUUACUGUCCCCAGCGAGCAGGAACGCUGACGCUGAGAAAGCAGCUCACAGGGGAGCAGAAGAAGCCCACCAUGACGUGCUGGACCUCGAGUUGGGAGACGAAAAGACUGCAGUACAGAGAAGUUCUCCAAGCAGUAGGGCUUCCCCAGGCACUGUCCUCCAAGAAGUCAGUCUCGCAGAAAUGGUGUCCCAAAGGAUUGCCAACCAGCUGCAUGGCACCAUUGCCCUGGUGAGACCCGGCUCCAGACCUUGCCUUCUGGAAAGAAGUCCUUCGGGGGCAGCAGUGUCCCCACCAGCAAGGAAGACUCCUCUCCCUCUGGAGCGCGAGCACAGCCCCAGCCUUGAGGCUUAUUUAACAGCAAGCAAACCAGGCUCCCCCAAGGUCGCUCCGUCCUAUGAAAACCUAAAACAGACUGCCCGGAGAGAGCAACUCUGCCUUCUCCACAAGCACCUUUCCCUGCACCAGCUGGGGCUGGCGAGCAACUGUGCCUCAGCCGACCAGGACGGCGGCAGCUUCUCCAGCCAGUUGCUCAGGGCCAAGGACGCCGACAGCAGGACACGGUCGCGUGACGGCUGGGAAGAUCGCGCGGCCUUGCUGAAGCUCCCUGCCACCAUGGUGUAUGUGAGGGAUCAGCACUUGGAGGAGAAGCUGCACCUCCUCAAGCACAGGGAGCGGCUGCAGCAUUUCCUCAUGCAGCAGUGCCAGCCGGGCCAGCGGGCAGAUGGACAGCCCAAGCCCGAGGAGCGGCCUCUCUCCCCGUGGCCAAGCGUCACACAGGGAUGCAAAGAGGAAAGGUCCUUCCUGGAGGAUGCUGCAGAUGAGGAGGAAAGCAAGGAGCUUUGGCUGAGCCGGGACAGCUCUGAGCUCCAAGAAAAGGUGAAGGCAGCAAGGGAUGACAGUGCAGAUGCACCACUGGACCUGUCAGACUCUGGCCGUGGCAGGGAAACAGGCUGGCACAGCCACCGGGAGCUGCGGGGGUCUGGCAGCCCACGGCUGAGCCCUGGGGAGAGCCCCGCUGUGCUGGCAGCCCGUGAGCUCUGUGGGAGACACAGGGCAGAGCGAGAGGACUUGCCCUUCUCCUACCGCUGGCCCAGUACUGCCCAGGCACUGCCCGGUGCUGUGAAGGAAGAGGAGGAGGAGGAUGCAGCUGUGCUCACGCUCUCACGGGCGCAUCUGACAAACAACUCCACGUCGAGCGACCCAGACGCCCUUCCAGAGACCGGAGUGAGACUGACUGUCAGCACACAGAAGGAAGAAGGAGAUGACGAUGAUGCUGAGUCUGGGAAGCAGGAAUCUGACGAGCCAGACACGACAGACAGCGAGGCGGCUGCCCCAUAUGAAGAUGAUAUCCUACAAGAAGCCCAGGCUGAUGGAAAAUACUUCUGCAACAAAGACAAAGCUCAUACACUGCAGAAGAAGAGAAAAAGAGGACAGGAUCCCUGGACAAAAGGAGCUAAGAAGUCAAUGAGAGGAAGAAAGAAAGUCAAAGUUGAGGAGUGCUCAGCAGGGAUCACAAAGGAACCAGAGAACUGCUCCGCUUCCCACAAGGAUACCUCCGAGGAGAGCUAA
This is a messenger RNA of Apaloderma vittatum (bar-tailed trogon), 2028 nucleotides long. It is a transcript of the gene RBBP8NL, whose product is annotated as RBBP8 N-terminal like. The coding region runs from base 1 to 2028 and encodes 675 amino acids. The transcript is spliced from 13 exons. The record is from RefSeq and is a predicted model, not a curated record. Gene Ontology annotation, molecular function: single-stranded DNA binding; flap-structured DNA binding; damaged DNA binding. NCBI's taxonomy places the organism in Eukaryota, Metazoa, Chordata, Aves, Trogoniformes, Trogonidae. Gene Ontology annotation, cellular component: site of double-strand break. Gene Ontology annotation, biological process: double-strand break repair via homologous recombination; DNA double-strand break processing involved in repair via single-strand annealing.